This is a messenger RNA of Prorocentrum cordatum, 1711 nucleotides long. The record is from the annotation of a GenBank genome assembly. Lineage: Eukaryota; Dinophyceae; Prorocentrales; Prorocentraceae.
GGUGCCUUGAUGCGUUUGCUGAUGGAGUCGUUGCGUGUUUUAGUGCUUCUCGGGAUCGUUCCGGAUUAUAUUGAGGCUCGCAAUAGAAGGAUCCCGAUUUCAGGGCCUUCUUGGAGACCCCUUGGUGUGUUUUGGGGCGCUCCUGGGGCGCUCCUGAGGGCUUGGAAGACCGCUCCCCUUGGAGUCCUGUCCGUGGUGGCCAUCGCCGUGGGCUCGUCCUUCGGCCGCGUCUCGGUGCCGCUGCUCGAGCUGCUGGGGGCGCUCGCGGGGUUCUUCUCCCUCGUGGCGUGCGGCCUGGUACUGCUCUGGCCGCAGGUGUGCGCCGUCGUGCCGAGGGCCGUGGAGAGCGUGGUGGGGCAGGCGGAGGUGCACGGCGAGGAUAGCGCCGACCUGCCGAAGGAGAGCGAGGCGGAGCCGUCGGAGGCCUACGUCGAGGAGUUCGUGGAGGCGCCGACGUCCGAGGGCGUCGACGAGUGUGUCCACGACCACGUGCAGAAGGUGUCGUUCAUGGAGGUCGCCGCCGAGGAGUUCGUGGAGGUGCCGGCGUCCGGGGGCAUCGAGAGGAGCGCCUACGCGCCGACGUCCGAGGGCGUCGACGAGUGUGUCCACGUCCACGUGCAGAAGGGGUCGUUCAUGGAGGUCGCCGCCGAGGAGUUCGUGGAGGUGCCCGUGGCCGCGGGCAUCGAGAGGAGCGCCUACGUGCCGCAGAACCACUCCGAGGGGGAGCUUGUCGGCGAGGUGAGCGUGGCGGUGCCAGCGGCGGACUACGUCGAGAAGGUCGUGGAGGUGGCUUCGUCCGAGGACGUCGAGGUCAGCGCCCACGUGCCGAAUGUGCCGUUCAAGAUCGUGGAGGGGCGGCCAGGGGGGCCGCCCGAGGCCGCCGCCGGGGCUGCCGGCCGCGCCGAGGGGCGGCCAGGGGUGCCGACGGGCAUCGAGGGGAGCGUCCACGCGCCGAGGAGCGACGCCGUCGCCGAGGAGGAGCUCGUCGGCGAGGUGAGCGUGGUGCCGCCGAGGCCCGUGGAGCAGAGGCCCCGCUGGGCCGAUGCAGGGGACGAGGACUGUGACGUGCUGGUCGAGCUGCCGACGGCCUCCCUGGAGCAGGCGCGGGCGGGCGGCUCGCGGCCGCGGCGCAGGCGCAGGCGCAAGGGGACCAACUGGCAGAUAGUGCAGUUCGCCGUUGAUGUGCUCGAGCGGUUUGGCUCCCUCCGAGAGUCGCUGGCGGCCACGCUCGGGCCCAGGGCGGUGAAUGUGGCUUUCGAGGGGCUGUUCGACGAGGCGUCAACAGCCGCGGAGUGGGGCUGCGACGUGUCGAUCGGCUCCGAGACGGGGAACACCUUGGUUCAGAUGUUCCUCGGUGGCGAGUUCGCGGAGUGCGCCGACUCGUGGCUCCAGGUCGUCGCGGCCGGGGAGAAUGAGUUCUCCGAGGUGCACAGGCCGGCCCCCGCCAAGGGGCGGUGCGGGAGGCGAGCGCGGCCGCAGGCGGGCGCCUGGGCAGCGACGGCCCAUGAGGGCGGCUAGCGUCAGACACGCAGACUUGCGUGAAUUCACUCACGGGCCUCGCGGCCCUUGAUCGGGGAACCGCACAAGACGUCCCCACCGGAUAAGAGGCAAUCUCCGUCCAGCGCUGCACCUCGAGACGAGUCCUCGCGCUGCGCCGAUCGACCGCUCCUUCUCCCGCCCCUGCCCCUUUCCAUCCUCCUGCUUCUCCAAA